AUGGUGGAGCACUUUUAUGGGAAUGUAAGGGUUCAUUGGACGAACAAGGACAGUUGGAACUGGUUGGUGAACAUGCUUUCAGAUGAAGAGGUGGCUACCAGCAUGGUUAUUGCUUGGCAGAUAUGGGAAAGCAGAAACAGAAGCAUCUUUAGAGGAGAAACAAUUGAUGAACAACAACUAGACCGAUCAAUAGUCUUGUUCAUAAAUUCCAACAUAGAUAAAGGCACAUGCAUAUCCCAAACGAGAAGGAGCCAACAAAAUGAUGGGUACCUGCCACGAGGAAGGGAGAAUCUCAACAUGCUUGGCGUUCGGUGGAGUGCUCCCCCUACCAAUUGCUGGAAACUCAAUACAGAUGCAUCGUGGAGUGAGGAGCGCGAAGUAGGUGGCAUAGGGUGGAUUCUUUGUGACUGUAGGGGGGAGAUUGUUUUGGCUGGAAACUGCAAAAUCAGGGAGAAGAAGGAAAUCAACGCCCUAGAACUAAUGACGAUAAUUCGAGGACUCCAAUUCAUCAACAUGCAAAGUAGAAGUCCAAUUUACCUUGAAUCAGAUUCAGUCGAAGUAAUUCGAUUAAUGAAGAAGGAGGACGUCGAUCUAACAUAA
This is a messenger RNA of Momordica charantia (bitter melon), 600 nucleotides long. RefSeq lists its product as uncharacterized. NCBI's taxonomy places the organism in Eukaryota, Viridiplantae, Streptophyta, Magnoliopsida, Cucurbitales, Cucurbitaceae. The record is from RefSeq and is a predicted model, not a curated record. Gene Ontology annotation, molecular function: RNA-DNA hybrid ribonuclease activity; nucleic acid binding.